AUGCCCAUUAUCAAUUCUCCCAGUCCACGGUUGUCAUCAUUUUCUGGGGAUGGGACCAAGGGUGAGGUCAAGUAUAAGCAAUGGCAUUUAGAGAUUGUUGGGUGUCGUAGGGAGAAUGCAUUCUCGGACACUUCAAUUCUAAAUGCCAUGCGGAGGUCCGCCAAGGGUUCAGCUGCUGACCUACUUAGUGGGCUUUCAGAAACUGUUACCCUUGACACUGCUAUUGAGCAGUUGGACUUAGUGUUUGGCAAUGUGAUGCCUGGCGAGACGCUUAUGGAGCGUUUUUACACUGCCCGCCAGGAAAAGAAUGAGUCUGUCGCUGUGUGGAGUUGCCGCCUCCGGGAUUUGAUCUCCAAGAUAGAGGCAUCUGGCACUUUACCACACAAUGCUGCACCUAGCUUGCUUCGAAGCCGGUUCUGGAUGGGUCUCACUCGUGAUGACCUGAAGCAAGCGACUCGCCAUCACUUUGAUUCAGGUACGGACUAUAACAAGCUGCUGCUUGCUGUCCGUAGGGUUGAGGAGGAGUUAGCCACCCCUGGGGAUGCACAAUCAUGUCAAUUGACUACCACUACAACUAGCAACAGACAACUGGAUGAUGUGCUAUUCCGCCUAAAGGUGAUUGAUAAGAACCUUAGGUCUGUUGGGGAUAGGGUUAACACCCUGGAGUAUAAAUCUCAUAGGCCCUCAAAUACAGCCCAGAAUCAAGCCAAUAAGGCCCAAUCUCAGGCUCAGAAUCUACCCCCUAGGUCUACCACUACAAAUGUAGUUACACAAGGUAGCACAUCACGUACACCAUAUGCUUCUCAAUCACAGUUAGCCUCAAAAACUGAGGUACACUGUUAUGAUUGCGGGAAGAUAGGGGUUAGGCGGCGUCACCCACAGUGCCCCGCUUUAAACUCCUAG
This is a messenger RNA of Haliotis rufescens (red abalone), 903 nucleotides long. RefSeq lists its product as uncharacterized. The transcript has a single exon. The record is from RefSeq and is a predicted model, not a curated record. Lineage: Eukaryota; Metazoa; Mollusca; Gastropoda; Lepetellida; Haliotidae. The coding region runs from base 1 to 903 and encodes 300 amino acids.